Messenger RNA from Anopheles nili, 882 nucleotides. Its product is annotated as fibrinogen C domain-containing protein 1-like. The transcript has 2 exons. The coding region runs from base 1 to 882 and encodes 293 amino acids. The record is from RefSeq and is a predicted model, not a curated record. Lineage: Eukaryota; Metazoa; Arthropoda; Insecta; Diptera; Culicidae.
AUGCUUGCUAAAUCGUUAAUUAUCUUCCUGCUAGUGGGAAUUUGUGGAGUAUCCGCUUUUUCCGAGCAAGGAUUCAACAACACACACGGUGAUCUAAGCGGGUUCCAUUUUGAAUUACUACUGACUCACCUGAACGCUCUGGAGGAACGAAUCGCAACGACGCUGGAUGAAAUUUCCCACAAUAACUCAGAGCUGGUGGAGCUACUUAAGUCUAGCGCCAAAAACUGUGUAACAGCUUGGCAGACAAAUGCUAAUUUAAAAAGUACCGUUGUGAAUUCUGUCGUUGCUGAAUUGUAUAAUGUGUACUUGAAUGAUUUGGUUAAAACCGGCACCACCGUUGAAGGAAGUUCUCUCAACGAGUGGAUCGUAUUUCAGGCACGAUUCGACGGUUCUGUUGACUUCUAUCGCAGCUGGAAAGCCUAUCGAGAAGGUUUCGGUGACACACAGAACGAGCAUUGGCUAGGACUAAACAAACUGCACAAGAUGCUCUCACAACAGCCACAUGAGCUGCUAAUCACGAUGGAGAAUUUUGAGAACGAAAUAAAGUACGCACAUUACGACGCAUUCGUGAUUGGAAACGAGGACGCAAAGUUCGAGAUCAAAACGCUCGGAAAAUACACCGGCACGGCUGGGGACUCGCUGCGAUACCAUGUGGGAUCGAUGUUCACCACCUACGAUCAGCAGAACGACGUCAACACAAGCAACUGUGCUAAGCUGUAUCGUGGUGCGUGGUGGUUCAAGGAUUGCUAUGCCAGCCACCUUAAUGGCGAAUACACCACCAAGAAGCAAACCUUGGAGAAAGGCUUGAUUUGGGUUUCGUUCACCGGACCGUUCAGUUCGUUGAAAAGCUCUGUGAUGAUGGUUCGACCUCGAGUCGUGUAA